This is a messenger RNA of Ornithodoros turicata, 1414 nucleotides long. Its product is annotated as STAGA complex 65 subunit gamma-like. The record is from RefSeq and is a predicted model, not a curated record. NCBI's taxonomy places the organism in Eukaryota, Metazoa, Arthropoda, Arachnida, Ixodida, Argasidae. The transcript has 9 exons. The coding region runs from base 190 to 1341 and encodes 383 amino acids. Gene Ontology annotation, molecular function: transcription coactivator activity; protein heterodimerization activity. Gene Ontology annotation, cellular component: SAGA complex.
CAUCGGGAUCGCCAGGAAGCACAAGCCGUUUGUUUACAUCGUUUUUUGUCUCUUUACUGUAUAGGUCUGCACAAUAAUGACCCUGCGCUUACAUCAGCUUAUAGAGUACUUAUACAUACAUGCUCAACGGCAACGUGAGCUGUCCUCAAGCACAUGAGAUCCACGCGUGCUUGAAGGAUAACGUCGAAAAUGCCGCACCAACACUGGGGGGAUCUUCCCUCGAUUCCUGACACUGAAUCAGGUAUCGCCGCGAUUGAACGUGAACAAAUUACAAAGCCACGUCCCGUUCCAAUCGAAGGCGCAGAUCUGUACCAACCAUCACAGCGGGACGAGCUGUCUUUCCCGUUGUCACCCGAAUGCAGCGCAAUUGACCCUAUAACAGGGCAUACCAUAGCUUUGCUCCAGCACGCCAAAAAAGUACAAGCGCUCUUGAACAUUGUUCAACAGCAGGAUAAGGACAUCAAACCAGUCGAAGCAGAAUAUCUCCCUGACAUGCCUCCGGAGCCAAAGAUUCCCGGCUUGACAGAACCGAGGGCUGCAGGAAUGUUAGACAUCAAAUUUGAGAAACCAAAGUCCCCAUAUAAGGCGCCCACAGAGCUGAGUCCCGACGUCAACAGGGCUGUACUUCGAAGAGCGGUCGCAGUGAUUUGCGCUCACAUUGGAUACGAUACAGCGACAGAGUCGGUGUUGGAAGUAUUGACAGACGUCUGCAACGAAUUCUACCAGAGGCUGUGCUUGCAACUGAGAGUCACAGUCGACCGUGAGGCUCUCACGGGACAGACUGGAUUUGUGGACUCUUUGGAGCAUGCACUGAAUGAGUGUGGAAUACCGGGCUUGAAUGUGCUCAACCAGUUUUUUCAGGACCGAAUCCUGAAUUACCACAAACACAUGAUAAAAACGUGCAAGUUGCUCCAUGAAACGUAUGAGAGAGUUAAAGUUCCGCAAGGCAGCUCGUCCGACGACUAUAGAAACGUCAGGGUAAAAGAAGAACCGCUGUCCGAAAUCCAGUUCCCGACUUCGGACGACCUCGAGGAACCAUCCGGUGACGCGGACGAAGCAGCUUUGCAGUUGGAAGAACUGCACGGUGUGUUGCAGACAAUGGAGCAGAGUCAAACACUGAAGGAUGAGGACUCCAUAAAAUGGCCUUUACAGCAGCCACAACGCAAGGAUUCGACUCAGUCAGGGACACUAGAACCUGACGAGGAAAUAGUCAUUGUGAGCGAUUCACCUCCAUUAUCAUCUGACAUGAGCAUUGGGUCGAUUGUUGACAACAUGGAAGCAGCUGUGGAAGGUGGCAAGUUGCUUAGACCCCCUCCUUUCAAGAAAAAGAAGAAAAUGUAACAUGACAGUAUGGAUUUUUUCUACGAGUUUUCAUCCUGUACAUAUUGUAUGUGAAUAUAUUGCCUUAUUCUCA